Molecule: messenger RNA, 365 nt
Organism: Capsaspora owczarzaki ATCC 30864
Lineage: Eukaryota; Filasterea; Ministeriida; Capsasporidae
Exons: 4
Coding region: 23-256 (77 amino acids)
Biological process (GO): mRNA splicing, via spliceosome; spliceosomal snRNP assembly
Cellular component (GO): U5 snRNP; U2 snRNP; SMN-Sm protein complex
Molecular function (GO): RNA binding
Source: RefSeq, a predicted model, not a curated record
UUCCAAUACAAACACACACACAAUGUCCAAGCCUGCGAAUCCGGAGUUGAAAAAGUUUCUUGACCGACGUGUCAUUCUCAAGCUGAACGGAAACCGUAAGGUCAGCGGCAUUCUGCGUGGUUUCGACCCCUUCAUGAACGUCGUCCUCGACGAGACCUUUGAGGAGGUGUCCGAGUCAGAGCGUCACGAAAUCGGCAUGGUGGCCAUCCGAGGAAACAGUAUCAACAUGGUCGAAACCGUAGACCGGUCAGGCUGAGGAAGGUUGUUGUGCUGCCACUUUUGCUUGUAUGAUGAAUUCAAGUUUGAAUUGCUGUGCGUUGUGUUGUGCUUCCUGCUUCCCCCCCCCCCAUAAACAUGUUAAGUCC